This is a messenger RNA of Harpegnathos saltator (Jerdon's jumping ant), 2283 nucleotides long. RefSeq lists its product as uncharacterized. Lineage: Eukaryota; Metazoa; Arthropoda; Insecta; Hymenoptera; Formicidae. The transcript has 3 exons. The record is from RefSeq and is a predicted model, not a curated record. The coding region runs from base 247 to 708 and encodes 153 amino acids.
UCGGCAUUUCAAACGCGCGUUGUUGCUAUCGCGUUGCGCAUCGCCGCUACAUCACGCUGCGCGUCGCCGCUACAGGUUCAUCCAGCUAGCGGUGCGAAACGAAGCACGAUUGCUUCGAUUCGAAGACGCGUAAACCCUAUAGAAAUGGCGUAAUAAUCAACAUUAUCGAUUCGACGCACAUGAGAGUUCCUCGCAGGUGGGGAUGAAUUUUAUCGCUACGCUCAGUUAUAAAGGUACCAUAGUGAUAUGAUAUGUCAGUCCUCUGUUGACGGUUGUCCAUUCACAGUGGAAAUUGAAGUUGACUUUCAUACGCGCCAACGAUCGAUCAGAACAAUGCAGGUGGAAAUUAUAAUAGCGAUGGCGUUCCUCAGCAUAUUCACGUUUUGCGAAGAGGGAUACGUUUUCCCUGAUGACACGAAAGCGACCAUGAAGGAAACAAAGAAGCCUAAGGAAAUUAAAAAAGCAGCGAUCGCGUCGAAGAACGUAAAGGGUGCCGUCAAGGCUGCCAAGAAGGCGAAGAAGAAUAAGAAGGACUGCACUAGGAAAUGCGGGGACGAUCUCGCUUGCGUUCACGAUCCCGCGGAUGCUAAUUUCAAGCUAAAGACCUUCGGCACGCAGCGCACUCUGGACGUUCUCAACUGCAAGAUAGAAACAAAACUGACCGUGAAGAACAAAGGAGAGUGUCCCGGAUCCGGCGGAAUGUUCUGAACGAGUGUCGGCCGGCCAAUCCAUCGUGAAGCGAAGCGUAGACUAGCAAAUGUCCAAGCAAAAUCGUGUUUUGUCUGGACAUUUGUUAUCCUACGCCGGGUUUUAAACCAUUGUCGCGAAUUUCCGUUUAGUCCAUUGCAGUUCCCUCGACGCGCUAUUGCGUUUUUCUCUAAUGGAACUCCAUAAAUUUUCGAUUGGGUUAAGGUCCGGACUUUGUGGAGGCCAUUGAAAAAUUUCUAUUUUAUAAUUCUGGAAAAAUUGUUUCGUUUUUUACUGUGUGCUUCGGAUCGUUGUCUUGCUGAAACAUUCAUUUCUUAUCGAGAUCCAUUUUUAGAAUUGAUUCUUCUAAGUUUUCAUUUAAAAUGUCAAUAUAUUUAUCAGUAACAUCAUUAUUGCACCUUUUCCACACUUGACUGUUGUUACAACAUAUUGCUUCUUUAGAGCUUCAUUCGGUUUCCUCCAUAUGCUGUGCUUUCUUUUCUUAUUCAAUAAUUCAAAUUUACUUUCAUUGCUCCAUAUUAUUCGUUUUCAAAAUGAUAAUGGCUUAUUUACAUAUCUUUUUUUGCAAAAUCUAAACGUUUCUUUUUAUGCACUUUAUUAAUUAUGGUUUACGUCUACUUACACAACUCUUCAAACCCACCUCUUUUAAUCUUCGUCUCACAGUUCUUGAAGAUAUGUUUAAUUGUAGUUGUUUCAAUGACGUUGUCGAUGAGUUACGUUAAGCUUCUCUCAUGAUUCUUCCGUCCAUGACUGUAAAUAUAUACGAGAACAUCAAGUAACACAACGCCGCACGACGAGAGCUCCGACGAUAACUGAUUGCACGUCAAACUUGCAUUGAGACUCUCUUGCAUUGAGUAUCGUAUACGCUGUAUACGAUACUCAAUGUAAGAAGCGACAAGAAUGUAUCUCUCUAAUAAAUAUUAACAAUGAGCAACCAUUUUGAUCCUGUUUGUCAUGAUCACUACCUACCUCGCCGCGACACAACUGAUGUUUGAAUGUUUUAUGUCAGUCUUGAUGCUAAAUAUUGUACUAACAUGCGACCGUCUCACGCGUACCGUUUCGCGUUCGCGAAAUGAAUUUGGGCAAGACUUUUUAAGAAAAGAAAGAACUUUUCUUCACUUUAAAUAUGUACAGACUCUCAUUUAUUAACGAAUUUUCUCCUCUAAUAAUAAUGAAGAAUAGCGUUUUAUGUCACGUCAACUCGCGACGAAGACUCGUGACUCUCUCAGCUGUUGUUGUUGUUUUUCUUGACGAUUUUCCGUCGUCCAGACAAUCAUCCUUCAGUUGUCAAAACUGAUACCAGAUGCCCAAGAUUCGCGGACAAUGGACACUGCCACGAACCUUGUGGUUCGGACAAAACAAUAUGUAUCUGCAAAUAUGUAUGCAAAUUCGAUCUGGCUUUCUAAUCGUGCAUGCGAAUUCUCUUGUGAGAGGAAACCGAAAGGUCUUACAGAAUAGAUUCGGGAUACAAUUGAUGCGAUUCAUGCGAUCAAAGCAGUCGUGCUUCGUUUCGAACGAAGCUAACUGGAUGAAUCGAUAAUCGCCGAAACGAAUUAAUCAGGUAACUUUCGAUUG